AUGAAGGAGGGCUGUGAAGAAGAUAUACCGGAGAAUAUGAGGAAGAUGGAUGAGGAUGAAAGAGAGAAACAACUUUCGGCGACGAGCGACGAAAUAAACUCAUCUUCGUCAGAAGAAAGCAGCAAGAAGAGCGAUAAAGAAGAUGACGACUUUGACUACGAAGAAGUCGUCUUAGGUGUCACAGAUUCCAACAAAGAAUCACGGAGAGAUUCAAAGACAGACGAAGAAGUAGAGAAUACGGUGUUAAAAGUUACAGAGAAAUUAGCGCAAACAGAAGAAGAUGAAAUUCUUUACAGAGAAGAUCAUAUAUCUGAUGUCACAGAAGAAGAAAAAUCUAUGCCCACAGAGGAAGAAAAUUCUGAAAUAGAGGAGGAAAUCGAAGAAGAUUAUAUUUCAUCGAGUAAUGAAGAAGAAGAUCGAGAACCUUCAAAUUUCACAGCAUCUGCUGGGAUGGGAACAAACAAGUUUAAAUCAAAAUAUAGGUCUGUCCGUAGUCUGUUUGGUGAGGAUGAAGCCUGCUACAUCAUGGACGCCAAGGUUCAAGGGAAUAUUGGCAGAUAUCUGAAUGUAAGGGAAUGUACGAUAACACGGGUCUUGUAG
This is a messenger RNA of Danaus chrysippus (African queen), 600 nucleotides long. Lineage: Eukaryota; Metazoa; Arthropoda; Insecta; Lepidoptera; Nymphalidae. The record is from the annotation of a GenBank genome assembly.